UGUCUUGCGGCUAAAGCAUCUUUCAGUCAUGGCGUCUGUUGGGGUGAAAUCCGUUGCUAACAUGCCGGUUCUUGCUAUUUUCUUCGUCCUGGUGCUGUGUCUGCCGUCCGGAGGAGGACAAAAGAAGAAGGAGAACCUCCUUUCUGAGAAGGUUGACCAAAUGAUGGAGUGGUCCUCACGCCGUUCUGUUGUGCGGAUGAACGGAGACAAGUUCCGUCGAUUUGUCAAAGCCCCGCCCAGGAACUACUCCGUCAUCGUCAUGUUUACGGCCUUGCAGCCUCAACGGCAGUGUUCUGUUUGUCGGCAAGCAAAUGAAGAAUACCAAGUCCUGGCAAACUCAUGGCGCUACUCCUCUGCUUUCUCAAACAAGCUCUUCUUCACCGUCGUGGACUAUGACGAAGGAGCAGAUGUUUUCCAGCAGCUGAACAUGAACAGCGCACCGACCUUUAUGCAUUUCCCGGCCAAGGGAAAGCCAAAAAGAGCCGACACGUUUGACCUACAGAGGAUCGGCUUUGCUUCAGAGCAGCUUGCCAAGUGGAUUGCCGACCGCACAGAUGUCCAGAUACGUGUCUUCCGUCCUCCUAAUUACUCAGGAACCAUUGCUUUGGCUCUGUUGGUGUCGCUGGUCGGAGGUUUGCUCUAUCUGAGGAGGAACAAUUUGGAGUUUAUAUACAACAAGACCGGAUGGGCCAUGGCGGCACUGUGUGUCGUUUUUGCAAUGACAUCCGGUCAGAUGUGGAAUCACAUCAGAGGUCCUCCCUACGCUCACAAAAAUCCCCAGAAUGGACAAGUGAGUUACAUUCAUGGCAGCAGUCAGGCUCAGUUCGUGGCAGAGUCCCACAUCAUCCUUCUCCUGAAUGCUGCGAUCACCAUGGGAAUGGUGCUACUGAACGAAGCUGCUACCUCCAAGGGAGACGUCGGCAAGAGGCGAAUUAUCUGCUUGGUCGGCCUUGGACUGGUUGUGUUUUUCUUCAGCUUCCUGCUUUCCAUUUUUAGGUCCAAGUAUCACGGAUACCCUUACAGUUUCCUUAUUAAGUGAAAAAAGAGAAGAAGAGGGAGGUCAGAGAACGACUCACAGGUGGUAGGUGAGACAAGUCGAUACUUGAAGAUGGCAGAAGAAGCGUUGCCGUUCAAUCUCCAGUUUGUGAUGUUAUUUAAAACGUUGUUAUUAUUAUUGUAUUUGCUUGCUUAAUUGAGACUUGCUUACAUUGGGAAAUAAAAGUGUGUCACAUGUCUGAA
Messenger RNA from Nerophis ophidion (straightnose pipefish), 1239 nucleotides. It is a transcript of the gene tusc3, whose product is annotated as tumor suppressor candidate 3. The coding region runs from base 29 to 1039 and encodes 336 amino acids. The record is from RefSeq and is a predicted model, not a curated record. The transcript is spliced from 10 exons. NCBI's taxonomy places the organism in Eukaryota, Metazoa, Chordata, Actinopteri, Syngnathiformes, Syngnathidae. Gene Ontology annotation, cellular component: oligosaccharyltransferase complex.